Messenger RNA from Herpailurus yagouaroundi (jaguarundi), 2164 nucleotides. RefSeq names its product unc-5 family C-terminal like (gene UNC5CL). The transcript is spliced from 9 exons. Gene Ontology annotation, molecular function: protein binding; netrin receptor activity. Gene Ontology annotation, biological process: positive regulation of canonical NF-kappaB signal transduction; netrin-activated signaling pathway; positive regulation of JNK cascade. Bases 410 to 2047 code for a protein of 545 amino acids. NCBI's taxonomy places the organism in Eukaryota, Metazoa, Chordata, Mammalia, Carnivora, Felidae. Gene Ontology annotation, cellular component: membrane. The record is from RefSeq and is a predicted model, not a curated record.
ACUAUAGUUUGAGAAGCUCCUGUUAGGGGUCCCUCCUCUUACCUUCUGCCGGCUGUCAGUUCAAUAGCCUCUGGCUGGGGCAGCCACUCACCAGCAGAGGGCAUUGUAGGGAGGGGUUCACCUGUCCCCAGGUUUUCUCUUUCUCUGUCUCCUCCCUCCCAGACCCAGACUAUUAAGACCUCUGACUUCUGGGAUCCUCAGCUACUCCACUCCCCUGCCUUGGCUGGACUUUGCCAAUAGACAGGGACAGAUUCCCCCACCCCUCUUUAGGUCACUGGGAGGGAGGACUUUGCCGGGAAGCUCCGGGCCACUCCUGCCCGGAUUCCCCGCCCACCUCCACUUGUCUGCUGACCCGGUGACAGAGUCUGACUGACUGCUCUGUCUCCAGACAAGGAACUGCUAUUCCUGGAUGAGCAGGGGGGCCUCUGGGAGCACCCACACAGUAAGGUUCUUGGCUUUGGCUGGCACAGGGGUGCACGGGGGCUGGCAGCAUCAAAUGACCAGGUGGAUGUGCUCCCAUGAGUGCUCCUUCCAACCUGCCCAGUUCCUACUGCUGGUGGGGGUCCCGGUGGCGAGUGCCCUCCUUCUGGUCCAGUGCCUCCGAUGGCACUGUCCUCGCUGGCUGCUGGGGGCCUUUUGGAAGCUGGAUAACCAAGAGGAGCCAGUGUCCCAUCCCACUCCUCUACCAGAAAAUGAGUCCCCAAGGCAGUGCCCGCCAGCCACACUGCCGGAAAUGGCUGCCUUCUACCAGGAACUGCAUACACCCACUCAAGGCCAGACCGUCGUCCGUCAGCUGAUGCACAAGCUGUUGGUGUUUUCGGCUCGAGAGGUGGAUCACCGCGGUGGCUGCCUGAUGCUCCGGGAUAUGGGCAUCUCUCUGCUCAUCCCGCCAGGUGCUGUGGCUGUGGGCCGCCAGGAGCGGGUAUCGCUGAUCCUGGUGUGGGACUUGUUGGAUGCCCCGUCGUUGUCCCGAGCCCAGGGGCUGGUGAGCCCUGUGGUAGCAUGUGGCCCCCACGGGGCCUCCUUCCUGCAGCCUUGCACCCUCACGUUCAAGCACUGUGCCCAGCAGCCCCGCCAUGCACGCACUUACAGCAGCAACACGACCCUGCUCGAUGCCAAGGUCUGGAGGCCCCUAGGGCAGCCAGGGGCCCACACGUCCAGGGACGAGUGUCGCAUCCGCCUCUCUCACUUCAGCCUCUACACCUGUGUGCUGGAGGCGCCUGCGGGCCGGGAAGCCCGCAAAUGGCUGCAGCUGGCUGUGUUCUGCUCGCCGUUGGUGCCAGGACAGUCCCACCUGCAGCUGCGCAUCUACUUUCUCAACAACACGCCCUGCGCCCUGCAGUGGGCCAUGGCCAACGAGCAGCCCCACGGUGGGCGCCUGCGCGGGCCCUGCCAGCUCUUCGACUUCACGGGGGCCCGAGGGGACCAGUGCCUGAAGCUCAAGUACAUCUCUGAGGGUUGGGAGAACGUGGAUGAGAGCAGUUGCCAGCUGGUUCCCCAUCUCCACAUCUGGCAUGGGAAGUGCCCCUUCCGUUCCUUCUGCUUCCGGAGGAAAGCAGCCAAUGAGAAUGAGGACUGCUCAGCGCUUACCAAUGAGAUCAUUGUCACCAUGCAUACCUUCCAGGACGGCAUGGAGACCAAGUACAUGGAAAUCCUCAGAUUCCAGGCAUCAGAGGAAGAAUCCUGGGCGGUGCCACCCCCUGCCUCUCAGCCACCCCCAUGCAACAGGCUGCCUCCAGAGCUCUUUGAGCAGCUGCAAAUGUUGUUGGAGCCAAACAGCAUCACGGGCAAUGACUGGCGUCGACUGGCCUCCCACUUGGGGCUCUGCGGCAUGAAAAUCCGGUUCCUGUCCUGCCAGCGCAGCCCAGCCGCAGCCAUCCUGGAGCUGUUUGAGGAGCAGAACGGCAGCCUGCAGGAGCUGCACUACCUCAUGACCGUCAUGGAGCGGCUGGACUGCGCCUCGGCCAUCCAGAACUACCUGAGCGGGACGCACGGCGGCGGGGGCGCCCAGGAGAACCAGGGCUUGGAACUGGACGAGAAGCUCUGAGCGCUCCCAGGGGGCACGGCGGGGACCUCCUCGCAGCACUCUGGGCACCUGGGGGGCCCCGACACCGAGGGAGAGCGCGGCAGCUGCUUCUGGCCGCGCCCACCGACCUCAUCAGAA